GCCCCCGGGAGAGGGAAAGUGCAGAGCAGCGUGUGUAGUGAGGACAGAGCAAGCUUUGAGUCUGUGGCUUAUGGGUGUUUGCCCUGCCCCAUCCUGGAAUAAGAACUCGAUCCCCAAAUUAUUCCCCCCUCCGCUGCCAAAGACUAUGGAGUCACACAAACACCUCCUUAUCCUCCUCUCUCUCCUCCUGGAACCAGGGACAAUAUCAUCUUUUAAUAUCGACACCAGGAGACCACGUAUCUUCCGUGGGCCAGAAGAAGCUCAGUUUGGAUACAAGGUUCUCCAACAUGAGGCUGAAGGUCAGAAAUGGAUGUUGGUGGGGGCCCCGUGGGACGGCUCGGAGGACAACAGACAGGGAGACGUGUACAGGUGCAUUGUGGGUGAUCGGAGCAAUUCCUCCUGCACUAAAGUCAACCUGGGGGAACUGGCCCUGGGGAACAUGUCGGGUCAGAUGAAGAAUAUGCACUUGGGAAUGGCGCUGACACCUGACUCACAAGGUGGUUUUGUGGCUUGUGCCCCCCUGUGGUCCCAGGAGUGUGGGACUUCAAUGUACAGCACUGGGAUUUGCGCCAGUGUCGAUAAAACCUUCCGCCCUUCUGGGACCAUCGCACCUACUGCCCAAAAAUGUUCCACCUACCUGGACAUUGUGAUUGUACUGGACGGGUCCAACAGUAUCUACCCCUGGUACGAGGUGCAGAACUUCCUCAGCAACAUCCUCAGCAAGUUCUUCAUUGGCCCAAAUCAGAUACAGGUGGGGGUGCUCCAGUACGGAGAAGUGGCAGUACAUGAGUGGUCCCUCAAGGACUACAGCUCCUCCCAGCAAGUCAUGAGAGCGGCUAAGAACAUCAGUAGGCAAGAAGGACGGGAGACCAGGACGGCGUUCGCCAUCCAUGAGGCCUGCACAGAAGCUUUUAGCCAGGAGAGGGGCGGCAGAGAAGGGGCAAGUAGACUCCUCAUUGUUGUGACUGAUGGAGAGUCCCAUGAUGGAGAUGAACUCCCGGUGGCACUGGCAGAAUGCGAGAAGAGAGACAUCACGCGUUACGCAAUAGCGGUGUUGGGUCACUACACAAGACGCCAACAGGACCCUGAUUCUUUUAUCAACGAGAUCAAGUACAUCGCCAGUGACCCAGACGAGAAAUACUUCUUCAACGUCACAGACGAGGCGGCAUUGAAUGAUAUCGUGGAUGCCCUUGGGGACCGAAUCUUCAGCUUAGAAGGGACGCAUGGCUUCAACGAGAGUUCAUUUGAGCUGGAAAUGUCGCAGGCCGGGUUUUCCAUACAUCCGCUGGAGGACGGGAUCCUAUUUGGGAUGGUGGGAGCAUAUGACUGGGAUGGGGCAGUGCUUAAAGAGUCCAGCUAUGGCCGAGUCCUGCCCCCGCGUUCUGCCUUUCAGAAGGAGUUCCCGGUGAAGAUGAAGAACCACGCUGCCUACUUGGGUUACACUGUGUCUUCCAUCACCCUGCGCAAUGGAAGGAGCUUAUAUGUAGCUGGGGCCCCAAGGUUUAAACACAAGGGCAAAGUCAUUCUAUUUGAGAUGCCCUGGAAUGGAGGUUUAACCAUUUCACAAGCUCUGGUGGGGGAGCAGAUUGGCUCAUACUUUGGCAGUGAGGUUUGUCCUGUGGAUGUGAAUGGAGAUGGUGCCACGGAUGUCUUGCUCGUGGCUGCACCAAUGUUCCUGGGACCCCAGAAUAAAGAAUCAGGACGUGUUUAUAUGUACAGGGUGGGACAGAUGUACCUGAGCCACAAUGGCACCCUCCAGCCGGACCGUAGGAUGCAAGAUUCCCGCUUUGGAUAUGCAAUGGCUUCCAUCCUUGAUCUAAACCAUGAUGGGUUCAAUGACGUAGUGGUGGGCGCACCUUUAGAAGACAACCACAUGGGGGCAGUAUAUAUUUAUCAUGGGUAUCGGAGCACGAUCCUGCCCACCUACAAGCAGAGAAUAGAUUCCUCCUCCCUCCAGUCAGGACUGCGAUACUUUGGACGCAGUGUGAGCGCAAAGAUGGACCUGGAUGGGGAUGGCCUGGUGGAUCUGACAGUUGGGAGCCAGGGGGCUGUCAUCAUGUUGAGGUCAAGGAGUAUCGUUCGAAUUAAUGCCUCCAUGAAUAUUGUGCCCCCCUCAAUUAAUAUGAUCCACAAGAACUGCCUGCGCCACGGCAAGGAGUCCGUGUGUCUGAACAUCACCCUCUGUUUCUCCGUCACGUCCAGAUCUCCCGGAAACUGGGACAGUCGCUUUGGCCUGCAUUAUAACAUCUCCUUGGAUGACCGAAAGAUCACCCCACGGGCCGUGUUUGAUGAGAAUUCCCAGAAGUUUUUAGCCAAGCGAAUCCGAGUGAAUGUGGGAAAGGUCACCUGCAUGAACCUCAGCUUUCAUGUCACUGAAACAGUUGACUAUCUGAGACCAGUUGGCGUACUUCUGCGUUUUAACCUGAGUGAUUCAGAGACCAGCCCAGUGCUAGAUGAUAGGUGCCCUUCAUCUCUCAAAAGGCUGGUUCCGUUCUUCAAAGACUGUGGUGAGGAUGACGAGUGCGUAACAGAUCUUGUCCUCCAGGCACGUAUGGACAUCAAUGGCUCUAGAGAGAAACCUUUCGUUAUACGGAGGGAGAGGAAGAAGGUGGUGGUGGAGGUGUCCAUCGAGAACAAGAGGGAGAAUGCCUACAAUGCCAGCCUGAGAGUCUGGUUCUCCAGGAAUCUCCUGUUCUCCAGCGUUUCCAGAAAGGGAGAAGCCCAGAACAAAGUGGAGUGUACGGCACUGACGGGGAACACCAGGUCCUGCAGCGUCAGCUAUCCUGUCCUGAGGUCGGGGAGCAAGGUGGUGUUUGUCCUGGAGUUGGAAUUCAAUUGUUCCUACCAGCUGAACAGAGUACAGAUCAAACUCAGCGCCAACAGUGAUAACACUGAGCUGAACGAGACGCUUCAUGACAACACGGUGUCCUUCCUGGUCCCGGUCCGAUAUUCACCUGAACUAUAUCUGCUGAGUGAGUCCAGUCUGAAUCGAUACGAGAUUCCAUCACUCCGGACUUCAUAUGAUCUGGGCCCAGAAUUCAGAACAACUUUUAAGAUCCAUUAUACAGACUGUUACCCCAUAUACAAUGUGUCCGUGCAGAUUCGCUCUCCAGCAAUGGCCUAUGGCGGCUCCUCGUUCCUCUCCGUGGGCAGGAUCAUGGCUGACAAUGCCAAGUGUGUCCUGUCCAACGUGACCCGACCCAGAGACCCCCCCUUCCACCCGGAGAAUCUGCUGCACACGGACAUUGUGAACUGCAGCAACAGUUGGUGCGAGACCAUCACCUGUUUGUUCCACACCCUGCAGAGCAAUGCGGAGCUCUCUGUAACUGUGCUGCGCCUCAUUCAUAACCACUUCUUCUCUCAGGCAAAGUUUAAGUCAGUGCGGGUGGUCAGUACCUUCUCCCUGGAUAUAAGAGAAGACGGCAGUUUAUUUACCAGUGAUACAGGACAUCAGCGAGAGAGCAUUCUGGAGAUCUUGCAGCCCAGACUCCUCCCUCUCUCGCUGUGGAUCCUGAUUGGCAGCAUCAUCGGGGGGCUCCUCCUGUUGGCGCUGAUCAUUUUCAUCCUCUGGAAGCUGGGAUUCUUUACCCGGAAGUCACAAGGAGAGGAGAAGGAAGAGGCGCAGGAGCAGUGACGACCCCAGGAGACCUCCUUCCCAUACAGGGUUCCUAUUGCAGAGGUGCAGGGAGUUGCUACGGGCCUGAGAUAUGACUGACGCACCUUUCACCCAAAGGAUUCUGGGAUACUUUAGUGGCUCAGUAGGACCUUAUUUUGUAGAUAGGAACACGGGCCCCUUCUCCUGAGGAGCCACAGUCAGGCCAUUAUAGGGAUCACACAUUCACCAACGGGGGGAAUAAAACUGUGAAAGACUUAAAGUGGUACCUACGGACCAGAAGCAACACCCCCUCUGCUCUUGCACCAACAUUAUUGAUUCCUGCAGGACUAUUGAAUGGGGCUACUUUAUAAUUCCUCCUCUACAGCAGCCCCAGCUUUAGACCAGUCUCUCCUCCCAUGUGAUGAAGCUCCUGUGCAUCGUAUCAACUGGGCAAGAACUGGGAAAGUACUGGGCAUGGGCACACGGGGGGAGAAGUGACCCAGCCACAUUCCAUAAAAGACUAUUUUCUGGGACUUUACUUCCCCUUUAAAUGAACAGGAAUACAAUAAUGUACUCGGCCGGUUAUUUGUGACCCAUGAGUGUUUGCAAGGCUUCCCUCCAAAGAUUCGAUCCUACCUCUAAUUCCCUUCUCUACUUAAAGGGGAAGUUAAUACAUCGAGUAGCAGCCAAAAGAAGACAGAGAGGCAGAAUAGAAACAGCAGCUGAGUGACAAAGCAAGAGACCCCUGUUCAUCCAGUAAAAGAAACCUUCCCUCCCUCCAAGGGAUUAACACGGUACUAAGACGUUUAAUACCAGUAGCAGUGUAUAUUCUCCCUUACUAAAAAGGUACCAAACCCCUUACAUAGAAUGUAAUUGCCAGCCCCUUCUGCAAGAGAAUGUCCUUUUCCACAGCAUCAUUUUGAAUGUGAUUUCUUAACAACCCCUGUACAUAAAAUCUCUAAUACAGGGAGCAGUGAGUCAGACUUGCAAGCCUAUAAG
Messenger RNA from Xenopus laevis (African clawed frog), 4594 nucleotides. RefSeq names its product integrin subunit alpha 10 L homeolog (gene itga10.L). The transcript has 30 exons. The record is from RefSeq and is a predicted model, not a curated record. NCBI's taxonomy places the organism in Eukaryota, Metazoa, Chordata, Amphibia, Anura, Pipidae. Bases 71 to 3634 code for a protein of 1187 amino acids.